Messenger RNA from Prunus armeniaca (apricot), 924 nucleotides. The record is from the annotation of a GenBank genome assembly. Lineage: Eukaryota; Viridiplantae; Streptophyta; Magnoliopsida; Rosales; Rosaceae.
AUGCCUGCGCCUUCCAAACAAUUGGUAGUCCCGGCUCCAUGGGACCAGCCUCACAUACCGAAGAAGGUCUACAUCGAUUGUUGCCAUCGGAUUAACGACAAGGAGGACAAACGGCAGAGAUCCCCGAUCAGGAUUAAUGCCCGCCUACGAGACUCACGGAUGAGGGUCCUUGGAAACAAAUCACCCCUUAGGAAGGUCCAAGGGUUGGAGUCGGAGGUAGAAUCUGAACACGAAUAUGUCUCCUCCAAAGACACCGAAUCGAGCUACCGUUCGGAAACUCCCACGGAGUAUUCAAAGGCAAGACCACCGAGUCCGCGGAGAACUUCCGAAGACUACAGUUCCAAGGAGGUUCCAAGUCGAGACCCCAUUAUCCGUCUGCUCUUCCAGAGAAUUCAGAAUAUGGAAAACAACCGAACCCGGUCCCAAGAAACUGAUUGGGGGAAACUUCGGCAGGGAGCCUUUACCGAACGCAUCAAGAAGUACAGGCAGGACAGGGAGGUACAGCAGUUGCGCAUACCGUUCUACACCGGCGUGGAGGACCCCUUGACGCACCUUCACUCUUUCCAAUCGGCAGUCGGAUGCAAGGGCCUUAGCGAUGAAGGGCAAUGCCUGUUAUUCCUAUCCUCCCUUACCGAAGCCGCUUUGAAUUGGUUAUACCGUCUUGAACCAGGAACGGUAGACUCAUUUGACGAACUGAAACAGAUUUUUCUCAACCGCUUCAUGAUCCAGAUAGACCGUUUGUACUCCGCCGACGAUCUGUACAUGAUUCGGCAGAGAGAAGACGAACCCCAACGGGAAUACGCUGCGCGCUUCAGUCAUGAAUACUCGAGGUGUCCGGAAACGGACGAUAGGGCAGCCUACGGCGCCUUCAAGAGUGGCCUUCGGUCCUCUCACUUUAGGUAUCUUGUGCACAGUAGCAACUAG